Messenger RNA from Ornithodoros turicata, 3484 nucleotides. RefSeq names its product transferrin 2-like (gene Tsf2). The transcript has 9 exons. Gene Ontology annotation, cellular component: plasma membrane; extracellular region; early endosome. Lineage: Eukaryota; Metazoa; Arthropoda; Arachnida; Ixodida; Argasidae. The record is from RefSeq and is a predicted model, not a curated record. The coding region runs from base 692 to 2845 and encodes 717 amino acids. Gene Ontology annotation, biological process: iron ion transport.
ACCACGCCUUAGAAGUAUUCAAUGUUUGAUUAGAAAAGAGGCGGUCGUGUUCAUAAUCGUUGGAUCUUAAGUGGAGUGUGUUUACGCAAAUUGUCGUUCUGUGUAACAUUGUCACAGUGUAGGUUGUUGCAGGUUUUUGUAUUCUUGCUGUCUUAAGCUGGAAUAACGAAGGUACCACUGUGUGGGGUUUAUAGAAAAGGCAUGGUUCAUUUCUUUUCACUCACUGAUAUCGCAUCGAAAACUGGGCCCAGCUGGGCAUCCGUGGCUCAUCGAGAAAUUCGUUUUAAUGGAGUAGACAUCGCCCGAUCUUUGACCGUCUUGUCAAGAAACGAACAGGCUUUUCGGUUAUUUUAUUUUCAGAUAAAUUACACGUUAGGGCGAAGAUAAAGAGAAAUGAUAGAAAGGGUGUCCGUGGUUGGUGGAGGGGCUCGCCGGCCGCACAGAGGUGUGCGCCCUGGGCCGACUUCUAAAGCAACUGUGCUAACUGUCUGAAAGCGUCUGAGGAAAGCACAGCCGGCACUGGGAUUCGAACCCGGGUACCUCCCAGUCUCGGCAUGACAUGGCCAGCAUGCUACCACUGAGCCAAGCGAGCUGAUACCGUAGGCAUGGAGGGUUUCAUUGCAGACGAUACUAUGAACCAAUCAGCGAGCCUGGACUGUUAGGGGCAGUGACAUGGUGCACAGUCAACGACAUGGAACAUCUCAAGUGCAGCGAAUUUUCUGAGGCCGUGCGGGUGAGCCGGGCCUUUUCGCUGCAGCUCAAGUGCAAGCGGGCUGCCUUCAAGGACCAGUGUAUGAAUUUCCUGGACAACGGUCAAGUGAACUUGGUGGAGCUGGACCCUGGGGAGGUGUACACCGCAGGCCGAUAUCACAGUGUAAUUCCCAUAGUGACGCAACGCUAUGGUCUAGGAUUCGAAGCCGGCACUUACUCGGUGGCCGUCGUUCACGCCAACAGCAACAUAAGUUCGCUGCACGACUUACGCAGUCGUUCCGUCUGCUUCUCGAGCGUGAGCGACAUGGCCGGCUGGGUGGUUCCCAUGGCGACCCUGGUGCAGGAGCGUGUGCUCCAAGUUACCGACUGCAACAACCUGGUGAAGAGCGCCUCGGCCUUCUUUGGCCCAAGUUGUGCCCCCAACUCACUGAUCGACAAACACAAUCCUACGGGCGAUAACCCGCAGAAGAUGUGUGCCCUCUGUGCGGGCCGACCUGGAGAGCGGUGCUCGGGUAACGACCCGUACGCGGGAUAUGCUGGAGCGUUUCAGUGUCUGGCCACCAGGGGAGAUGUGGCCUUCGUUGAGCAUACCACUGUGGACCAAGAGCCGGAAAAGUACCGCUACCGACUUUUAUGUCCCUCCGGCGGCACCAUGGGAGUGGACGAAUACCGCCAGUGCAACUGGGGCUUUGUGCCUCCCCACGUCAUCGUGACCACUUCAGACACACUGCCGGCCAAGCGCCAACUCUACCAAGACUUCCUGCAAAAAGCGCUGAAACUGUUUGGAACGCCUGCAGCCAAUUACGACGGCACGUGGUUCGGUCAGCCAAGUGACAACACCACAACGGAGAAGAAAACUGACAGGUUCUUUUUGCUCGAUAAUGGCCACCAUUACCAGAAUCAGCGAAACCUGCUAAUCCAGGACAUGACAGCACAGUUUGUCCCGCUUCUGGGCAAUCAACAGACUUUUACUGGCUACCUCGGUGAUGCAGUAGGACUGUUUGCGAAGCUGCGCAUAUGCCCCGUGCCUCCUGCUGUGCUGUGCGUAGUCUCUGAGAAGGAGAUGGAAAAGUGCCAGCGAAUGAGGACAGCAUUCAAGUCUCAGAUGCUGAAGCCUGACCUGAACUGUAUUCAAGGCCACAGCCAUCUUGGCUGCAUGCACAUGAUCAAUGAAGCUCUCGCAGACUUGGUGAUGCUAGAAGCAGGUGACAUCUAUCGUGCAGGAGAGAGGUUUGGUCUGGUCCCCAUCAUUGCCGAGCAGUACAACUUGCAUGAGCCCUUCUAUUACGUCGUCGCGGUGGCCAGACAGCCCGAUAAGGAAACUGACUUGCUCUACCUCAAGGGCAAGCGGUCCUGCCACACCGGAGUCAACCAAGCAGCCGGCUGGAUAGUACCGCUCAGCUUUCUUAUGAGCAACGAGCGGAUGCGCGCCUACGCGUGCGAUGCAACGCGCUCUGCCGCCGAGUUCUUCUCCAAGAGUUGCGUCCCCGGCGCUCUGUCGCGCGAGCAGGUUGCCUCGGAGCACAAGAACCUGUGCGACCUCUGCCACGGGAGCGGGCACAACUUCUGCGGCCGCAAUGCCGCCGAGCCCUUCUACGGCCACACGGGUGCUUUCCGCUGCCUGGUCGAGGGUGGAGGAGAAAUUGCCUUUGUCAAGCACACAACCAUCUUUGAAAAUACGGCCGGAAGAAACCGCAUGUGGUGGGCGCGCAACAUAAUGCCGUCCGACUUUGAAUUACUUUGCCGUGAUGGGAGCCGUGCACCAGAGGCCAGUUACGAGAAUUGUAACUUGGGAAAGGUGGCAUCAAACGCCAUGGUUACGAGUCCAAACAAAGCGCAGCAAGUGAUUGACGCGUAUAUCGAACUCUUUGUUUACGCGCAGCAGUUCUACGGAUCAAAGUACAGUGAGGACUUCACGUUUAAAAUGUUUGUUUCCGAAGAGAGUCACCCGGACCUUAUCUUCCAAGACUCAACUCAGCAACUGAAGCCUGUCCCAACCAACAGAAGAGGUUACAGGGAGUAUUUGGGACGAGACUUGUUACAAGCGGUGCAGCUUGUUCAAUGUUCGGGAGCAGCUGGAUUAAGGGCGGGACUUUUAGUUGCAGUCUGGCUCGUGCAUUUCAUGUGCCUCUAGAUACAAAACAAUGAGUGCCUUUUAUCUAGCAUUAUCGAUCGAUGCGGCACCCUUUUGCUACUAUCGAAUGCAGCUGACAAGUGCUUAGGGAGGAGUUGAAUCUACAAACACACUUUGGUUAGGGAGAGACUUUUUCGGGUUAAACCCAAUUCCGCCCGGUUAUUCCCCCCCCCCCCAAACUGAUCAAUUUGAGUUAAGCCAGAUUCCUCCCCAAAUUCCAGUCACCAUGAAAUCCUCGAGUGACGUUUCCACCGAAGAUGAAUAAAGGUCGCCACGUGUAACACACGUAAGAAUGGGUCACUUACGUUCCCAACAAUACACCCAUGUGUGUCAACACUGUGUAUGCCUUCAGGGAUUACCACUGGAAGGUCACGAUCACGCAACAACAACAACAACAAAAAAAGAUUAGGAAAGGGCUUUAUAAACGAGGAGAAACAAAGACACCCGAAGGCGCAAUUAUCGCCCGAUUUCUCCCCGAAUUAGAGGUCCCCCCCACCCGAUUCUGAUAAAGGCAUUUAACCCGAAAAAUCGCUCCUUAACUUUGGUUUACUACUCAAGUUGUUUCGUGACAUUUAUUGUUUGUAUUAUAUGUGACAACUUGCUCAACCUUGCAUUAAACAUUCCAUACAAUUCACUGAC